Xylona heveae TC161 is the source of this 2000-nucleotide messenger RNA. Its product is annotated as putative NAD+ kinase. The transcript is spliced from 7 exons. Lineage: Eukaryota; Fungi; Ascomycota; Xylonomycetes; Xylonales; Xylonaceae. The record is from RefSeq and is a predicted model, not a curated record. Bases 208 to 1698 code for a protein of 496 amino acids. Gene Ontology annotation, biological process: NAD+ metabolic process; NADP+ biosynthetic process. Gene Ontology annotation, molecular function: NAD+ kinase activity.
UAUUACGACUUCCCACCCCACCAAUUGACUGCGCAUCAAGGCCGUGCCAUUGUUUAUGAACAUACUCAAGUGUCAUACAUUACAUGGGACAAAAAACCAGUUAAGAACCCCAAGUCAGGGUCUGUCCAGACACACGAACACCCCCAUUAGCCCUUUAACGAUUCUAUCACCACGGAUUGAGGCCGUUUGGCCUUUCAUACCCUAGAGAUGAGCGGGUCGUACUUUCCACGCCAAAAUGAUGUCGUUCCCGACCUCAAUGAUUUGAAAUUGGACUUUCAGGACAAUGUGGAAUCCGAACCAAGCGACGACUCUGACUAUCAGAGCAAGCUCGAGGUUGAGUUUGAUGACGAAAGCACUCGACGUCGGAAGUCGUCCCUUGUCCCGAAUGAAUACCCACGUACGCGCCCGGUAAUGCCUCGGAAGAAUACAUCCUGCAUUGUGCAUUCUUUAUUGGAACGUGAGGGGAAAUCGCCCGACGCUGAACCUAGUCAUGAUGGGAUUGCAGAGAGUAGAACUGCAGAUAAGCUCGCUGAAGACGAGGAGGCGAUGACUCGCUCUCGGUUGCUUACAAAAAAGGAACUGUCAGAUAUGGCUUGGGGUGUGCGGAGGCUCUCCAAAAGGCUGGCUGGCAUUAAAAUGAAGCUUCAGGUUCGGACUAUAUUCAUCCUGACCAAAGCGCACGAUGAGACUCUCAUUGCCAACACAAGAGAAGUGACCGAUUGGUUACUCUCAUCUGAACGGGAUACCGCAUAUACUGUUUACGUUGAAAGCACUCUGGAGGAUAACAAAUUGUUUGACAAAGCUGGGUUAUUGAAAAAAUACCCUUCGGCUGAGACUCGUUUGAAGUUUUGGACGCCCGAACUUUGUGCUAGACGCCCGAACUUGUUCGAUUUCCUAAUUUCUCUUGGAGGCGAUGGCACGGUUUUGUAUGCGAGCUGGCUAUUUCAGAGAGUAGUACCACCUGUUCUAUCCUUUUCAUUGGGAUCAUUAGGCUUUCUUACGAAAUACGACUAUGAUGGUUAUCAGGAGACUCUCACAAAAGGGUUCCGCGACGGUUUCACAGUUAGUCUUCGUCUCAGAUUCGAAGGCACCAUCAUGAGGUCACAAAAACGAGACAAAGAAGGCGUUCGCCGAGACAUUGUUGAGGAGCUUGUUGGAGAGGAGUCGGAUGAUCAUCGCACGCACAAACCGGAGAAGACUCAUGAAAUUUUGAAUGAUGUGGUUGUCGACCGCGGCCCAAAUCCAACCAUGUCCACAAUAGAACUCUUCGGCGACGACGAGCAUUUCACUACUGUCCAGGCCGACGGAAUUUGCGUUGCUACCCCAACAGGGUCAACAGCAUAUAACUUAGCCGCAGGCGGGUCUCUCUGCCACCCUGACAAUCCGGUUAUCCUUGUCACUGCCAUCUGCGCCCACACGUUGUCUUUCAGACCUAUUAUACUUCCGGAUACAAUUGUCCUACGUAUUGCCGUUCCUUAUGAUGCUCGGACAAGUUCUUGGGCCAGCUUCGACGGCCGUGAAAGAGUUGAAUUAUUCCCCGGAGACUACGUGACAAUCUCUGCUUCGAGGUACCCUUUUCCAAGCAUUCUCCCACCAGGCAGGAGGAACGAAGAUUGGAUCACAGGUAUACAAAGGACUCUACAGUGGAAUUCUCGACAGAGGCAAAAAGCCUUUAAAGAAUGGGUAAAAUCGAAAUAGUUGAUUGACUUGAACGAGACCUUAACGAAUGAAGCCAAGCCGUCUACGAAUAUACAUUAGUUUUGGACUUGGUUGCGUCAAAUAUACCUGGAUAAGUCUGGAAAACAAAACUAUGCUUCAACGCUAUCGAGAUCAUACAGUUCAAUGAAUUCUCUAAACAGAUUGAACGCCCGUAGGGGUUGUAUAACUUACAACUUAAUAGUUAAAGUAGAUGAAUUAAACUGUAGAUCUUUGUCUGACUCGGACAGCGGAGGCUUAGAAAUAUAAUAGUAUUCGUAAUUCGGGUACAUAUAGAAUCAGGU